UUCUCAAAUUGAAUUUAAUUUUUUCCCACAAAUCAAAUCGAUUGAAUUUGAAUGGAACUGUCAUUCCUAAUUGCUUAGUUUUAAUUUGCAUCUUGUUAGGAAGAGAUUUUGUAAAAAGGGGAGUAGAUAAGCCAUAAGCCCGAACGAUACAACAUUAUCCUCUCCAUUUCACCCUUUCAAUCCCAUACCUCUUUCCUUCAACAAUGGAGGCUACCCUUUUCCUCUCCAAACCCCUUCCUACCAUCAAAUCCUCCCACUCAUUCUCUUCUUUCUACCCAAACCCAUUUCUUCCAUCAAAACCCCACAAAAUUUCCUUCUCCUCAAAAACCCAUAAACAAUCAUCUUCCAAUUUCACAAUCACAGCUGCAAUUAGCCGCACAAAGAAGGAAGAAACAGUUGAAACAGUUAAGAAUCACCUUGAAAACUGCUAUCUUUUGGCUGCUAUCAAUUACAAAGGUUUUACUGUUAAGCAAUUCCAAGAACUCAGGAAAUCACUCCCAGAAAAUACUACUCUCAUUGUUGCUAAAAAUACCCUUGUUGAGAAAGCUAUUCAAGAUACUCAAUGGGAAGCAAUUAAACCCUGUAUGAAAGGUAUGAAUGCUUGGCUAUUUGUUCAUACUGAAGAAAUCCCAGUUGCUAUUAAGCCUUAUAGAACAUUCCAGAAGGAAAAGAAGCUUGAAGAUAAUGACUUCACUGGUGCUUGUUUUGAGGGAAAGUUUUAUGGGCCUGAAGAAUUUAAGAGUUUGGAGACAUUGCCUUCAAGAGCUGAAAUUUAUGCUAAAUUGUUGGGUUCUUUGAAAAGCCCUGGAAAUGCUCUUGUGGGUACUCUUCAAGCUCCUGCUAGAGAUUUAGUUAUGGUUUUGAAGGCUUAUAUUAAGAAGCUGGAAGAUGAACAGCAGCAAGGAUGAGGUUUUAUUUUCUAAUUAUUGCAAGUUUCAUUUCUCUUUUGUGUAUCUUGGUGUUGGGAAUUUGAUUUUGUUGUUAUUAGUGGAGAUUUGUAGAUGUAACAUUGGAAAUUAUAAGUUGUAUGAUGCAUUUUUAAGAAAUUUUAAAGAAAUGGAACCAAAUUAUAUGAUCAAAUCUGUUUUUGUUCUUUCAA
Messenger RNA from Amaranthus tricolor (Joseph's coat), 1099 nucleotides. RefSeq names its product 50S ribosomal protein L10, chloroplastic. Gene Ontology annotation, biological process: translation. The transcript has a single exon. Gene Ontology annotation, cellular component: large ribosomal subunit. Lineage: Eukaryota; Viridiplantae; Streptophyta; Magnoliopsida; Caryophyllales; Amaranthaceae. The record is from RefSeq and is a predicted model, not a curated record. Gene Ontology annotation, molecular function: structural constituent of ribosome. The coding region runs from base 204 to 908 and encodes 234 amino acids.